Molecule: messenger RNA, 1887 nt
Organism: Diaporthe citri
Lineage: Eukaryota; Fungi; Ascomycota; Sordariomycetes; Diaporthales; Diaporthaceae
Exons: 3
Coding region: 1-1887 (628 amino acids)
Biological process (GO): DNA replication; DNA repair; DNA recombination
Cellular component (GO): nucleus
Molecular function (GO): DNA binding
Source: RefSeq, a predicted model, not a curated record
AUGGGCGACGCUGCCAACCAAAUCACCAGAGGCGCUCUGAAGUAUGCUCCGUGCUGGCCGCGCCGUCGCGAUGCCCCUCAUUCAAGUACUGACAAUGACCUCCCAGUGCCAUCUUCAACGACCCCGCGAGGGCCGCUGCAGUUCCCAGUGCCCGUCCUGCAGUGCCUCCAGAUCAAACCACUGGCAGCACAACAACCGGGUGGUGGUGAGAGAUACCGCAUCGUCCUGAGCGACAUCGACAACUAUGUCCAGUGCAUGCUCGCCACCCAGGCAAAUCACGUCGUCCACGAUGGCAAACUUGUCAAGAACUGUAUCCUGCGCGUCAAGUCAUUCCAGUCCAACUCAGUCAAGGGAAAGAACAUUCUGAUCGUCCUCGACGUUGAUGUCAUCGAGUCCCUCGGCACACCAGAGAAAAUCGGCGAGCCCGGCGCCUUCGAAGCGAAGCCCGCCGACGCCGCAGCCAACACGACCAUUGGCGGCACCGGAUUCUACGGAACAAAGCAAGAAGAGUCAAAGCCUGCAGUCAAGAAGGAGAACCUGCCCUCACGCGUGGGAGGUGCAUCGCGGAUCGGAAACAACGUCAUAUACCCCAUCGAGGCACUGUCGCCUUAUGCCAACAAGUGGACCAUCAAGGCCCGGGUGAGCGCCAAAUCCGACAUCAAGACAUGGCACAAGUCCACCGGCGAGGGCAAGCUCUUCAGCGUCAACCUGCUGGACGAGAGUGGCGAAAUCAAGGCGACCGGUUUCAACGACCAGUGCGACCAGUUCUACGACCUCCUGCAGGAUGGAGAGGUUUACUAUAUCUCCAACCCCUGUCGCGUACAGCUCGCCAAGAAGCAAUUUUCGAAUCUCCCCAACGACUACGAGCUGACCUUCGAGCGCGACACCGUCAUCGAGAAAGCCGAGGACCAGAGCAAUGUCCCGCAGGUCCGCUUCAACUUCUGCGGGAUCGAGGAUCUGAACAAGACCGAGAAAGAUACCACCGUUGAUGUUGUUGGCAUUUUGAAGGAGGCCGGGGAGGUGGGCGAGAUCACCUCCAAGACGACUAACAAGCCUUAUAACAAGCGGGAACUCACUAUUGUCGAUGAUAGUGCAUACUCCGUGCGCGUGACCAUCUGGGGCAAGACAGCCACCAGCUUUGAUGCGCCCUUGGAGUCGGUCGUUGCGUUCAAGGGCGUCCGCGUAUCCGACUUUGGAGGCCGGUCGCUGUCUCUGCUAUCGUCUGGCACCAUGGCCAUCAACCCCGACAUCGCAGAGGCACACCGGCUGAAGGGCUGGUACGAUGCGUCGGGCCGCACUGACAACUUUGCCUCGCACAACAACAUGGCCUCCAUGGGCAACGCAACCGGCCGCAAGGACGACACCAAGAACAUCCUCCAGGUGAAGGACUCCGGGCUCGGCAUGGAAGACGUGGCCUACUUCACCGUGAAGGCGACGAUUGUGUACAUCAAGCAGGACAACUUUUGCUACCCGGCCUGCAAGUCCGAGGGCUGCAACAAGAAGGUGAUUGAGGAGGACGGCGGUUGGCGAUGCGAGAAGUGCAAUGUCACCCACGACAGGCCCGAGUACCGGUACAUCAUGUCCGUCAACGUGAAUGACCACACGGGUCAGCUGUGGCUGAGCUGCUUCGACGACACGGGCCGGGCCAUCAUGGGAGGGAAGACCGCCGACGAGCUUGUCGAGUUGAGGGAGAACGACGCCGAGAAGCUGGCGCAGGUCUUUGACGAGGCAAACUGCUCAAAGUUUAGCUUCAGGUGUAGGGCGAAGAUGGACACUUUUGGUGACACGCAGCGGAUCCGAUACCAGGUCAUGAGCGCUGCGCCGCUGAACUACGUCGCCGAGGCCAACAAGCUGGCCGAGCUGAUCAAGCAGUAUGAGCUGAACUGA